Molecule: messenger RNA, 692 nt
Organism: Daucus carota subsp. sativus
Lineage: Eukaryota; Viridiplantae; Streptophyta; Magnoliopsida; Apiales; Apiaceae
Product: MFP1 attachment factor 1
Exons: 1
Coding region: 90-512 (140 amino acids)
Biological process (GO): lateral root development; mitotic cell cycle
Source: RefSeq, a predicted model, not a curated record
GAUAUUUCAUUGUGUCCUGUAAACAGACUAACAGAGCAAGCAAGAGAAAGAGAGAAACAAGAAGCCCUAAAUCAGAGCCCAAAUCAACAAUGGCGGACACGCAAGAACAAGCCCCAAACGCCGAGAUUUCGAAGUCCGAGAAGCCAAGCAUCUCCUUCUCCAUCUGGCCCCCUUCUCAACGCACUCGCGACGCCGUCAUCUCCCGCCUCAUUGAAACCCUCUCCUCCCCCUCCGUCCUCUCCAAGCGCUACGGCACGCUCCCCGAGGCGGAGGCCGCCGCCACCGCCAAGAUCAUCGAGGAAGAAGCCUUCGCCGCCGCAUCUAGCUCCGCCGCGUCCGACGACGACGGGAUCGAGAUUCUCCAGGGGUACUCUAAGGAGAUUAGUAAGCGGAUGCUUGAGACUGUUAAGUCUAGAUCUGGUGGGACCGGUGGUGAGAAGGCGAGUGAAGGACACGUGGCGGAGGAGGUGAAAGUUGAGCAGGAUGAGUCGUCGGUGACGGAGAGUAAUUAGGCGUUUUAUUGAUCUAUCAGGUGCUUUCUGUUUGUUUUCAUAAUCGUAAUCGUAAUGAUAUGAUGUUGCUAUGUAUGAGUAUGAGUUGUGUUAUUAGGAUUCUAUGUUUGUUAUUUGUACGUUGAUUAUAAUAUGGAUGAUUGUUGGAAAUGUGAGUUUGCGAUUGUGUGUUUUUGGUAA